Messenger RNA from Alosa sapidissima (American shad), 646 nucleotides. Its product is annotated as ubiquitin thioesterase otulin-like. Gene Ontology annotation, molecular function: cysteine-type deubiquitinase activity. The transcript is spliced from 3 exons. The record is from RefSeq and is a predicted model, not a curated record. Gene Ontology annotation, biological process: protein linear deubiquitination. The coding region runs from base 24 to 545 and encodes 173 amino acids. Gene Ontology annotation, cellular component: cytoplasm. Lineage: Eukaryota; Metazoa; Chordata; Actinopteri; Clupeiformes; Clupeidae.
GGAUCAAAGAUGAUGUGGAUCUUAUGAAACACUAUCUGAGCCUUCUCCGGAAAUGGUGGCACGCGGCGGCAGCCUCUCCUGGGCUCGAGGGUCGCAGACGUGUGUGUGAGCAGCUCUUCCAAGGCGGAGAAGACGAGUUUGGUGUCAUGGAGGCACUCAAGCUCCUGAUGCUAGCCUGUGCCGUGGAAUUGCACGCCGCCAUGGAGAGGGGCAAAGACGUGCCAAUCUUCUGCUGGCUGCUAUUCUCCCGCUACACCUCCUCGUGCCCGCGCACGUUCCUGGCCAACCACCUGAGCCAGGUUGGCUUCAGUGGAGGCAUGGAGCAGGUGGAGAUGUGUCUCCUGGGUUACACACUGCACCACACCAUCAAGGUUUACCGCCUUUACAUGGCCAACAUGGCGGACUUCAUUAUCACUCAUUACCCGGAUGAUCACAUUCAGGACUGGCCCUCUGUCUGCCUGGUAACCGAGGAUGGCCGACAUUAUAACGUGGCAGUUGGCGAACCCGCCUGUCCUCAGGAGGACCUUUCCAGAGGACCUCACUGAUUGAUUGUUGACCCAAGUGACCAAGGUCCAAUCAUGGCCAAUUCAGGAUACUAUUUUACACCAUUCAUGUUACUUCAAUACAUUAUUUUCUCAGCAUUAUA